Colletotrichum destructivum is the source of this 1644-nucleotide messenger RNA. RefSeq lists its product as uncharacterized. The transcript has 2 exons. The record is from RefSeq and is a predicted model, not a curated record. Bases 1 to 1644 code for a protein of 547 amino acids. NCBI's taxonomy places the organism in Eukaryota, Fungi, Ascomycota, Sordariomycetes, Glomerellales, Glomerellaceae.
AUGGCGAAGUGCUGGAGCUGGUUGCUCAUUUUCUGGUCCCUGACCGCCGCCGUCGCGCCUGUUAUACCGGCAAGCAACCUUGGUCUCGCGUUUGCCCCGUCGACCUCGCCCUUCUCAGCGAAGGGAACGCAAACAAUUGUCGCAAUUCCGAAGGAGCAGGGAGUUACUUGCUUACCUCAAGCCGACUCGGCUGCAGAGAAGACUGGCCUCGAGGCAUUGUAUGGCCUGCGCCAGGAUGAUGGUCCAGUUCUCGGCCAGAUGUGGGCGCGACAGAAUCUGACAAGGUCUUCUGCUCAAGCAUCGUUGCUCAUCACUACCGUCACCGUUUUCCGGACUGUCACUGUCGAGCUGGCUGGCCAGACCGAGGUCGUUUUAUCAUCCGUUGAGCAGACAUUGACCUUUAUCAACCCCAUCUUGGUCUUCGAGACCCGUGUCAUCACCGCUCCGCUCUCCAUCGCCCCAAAUGAGCCGACGGAGACGGCUGCAUUCGACAGACUGGCAUUUUCGGCGCCGCAUGGCCAUUCUGCCCGCCACAAGGGUGUCGUCCUCUCGUCGAAGGAGGCGCGCAUUCGACGCCAGACCCCAAAACCCAUCACCGGAGUUUCCACAGUCACCAUCGAGGUCACCACAACUCUGACAAACACCGGCUCCUCCGUCCGUACCGUCGUCGUUCUCAGUCCAAUCUUUGUGUCCGUGACAGAGAACCCAACCGUCACCAGCACCAGACUCAUAACGACCACGCCUUCUAUCGAGACGCGCAUGUCUGGCACGCCCGCUGCAAUAUCGCCCACCCCGCCAGCUUCCCCGAGCACAUCACUCAAGGACCAAGACGAGCCGUUCGUGAGGACUACGUUCUUCACUACCAUAUUUCCCAUCGGCACUACGCUUUCGCCCUCUGCUACUAGAGGCUUUCCUACCUCGACAAGUGUCCUGGGCUUUACAGAUACCAGUACUGGACUCGUAUCUUCAGGAACGUCUGCCACCGCCGGUGUCACCACUUGGUUUACAACAUUCGAGUACAUUGCAACAGCCGCUUCAGAAUCGAAAUCCGGUUCGACGACCACCAUCACAUCCUCGGUUCCAACCACUCUUUCAACCUCAGAACCCGUUUCUGGUCCCGAUCUGGCUCCAUGGACGAUCGCCAUCAUCGUCAUAGCAGUGGUCGGCGCCGUGGUACUUCUUUCUUUCCUUGUAUAUAUCUAUCGAGGACACCGGGUCUUCUUUGGAAAUCGCCGGCAUCGCCAGUUGUCCGAAAGCUACGAGAUGACACCGGCCAUGGCGGGCGCCGCCACAAUGAACCCGUCUGCUUCUUUUUCCGUCAAUCCCGACGGUCAAGGCCAGAUCAUUUCCGGCGAAACCAGCAGCAAGAGCUCGGGCGAGGGUGAGCAGGUCAGAAUUAUCAUCCGACCCGUAGCGAUCCGACCCUUGGCGAUCCGGGGUAGCAGCAGCAACACAGUUUCUCCUCCGACAAGAGUCUGGACUUGCCCAUCAGGCUAUACUGGCCAGGCCUACAGUCUUUCUGCGGAUGGAAGCGGUGAGACGACUCCCCGCGACGCUACCGGUUGGAGUCUUGCAAGCGAGCAAGGAAGCGCGGCUAACCGUGAGGUCUCACGCAGCGGCGGUCUAUAUGAACUUGCAGCUUAA